AUGACGACGGGCGGCUCAGGCGGACGCGGCAGGACGGCCGACGCAGACGCGUUUCGGAGCAGCGAGAGGAGGAUCCCCAAGGGGCCUGAUCCUAUUCACAACAGAAGCAGAGGAAUUCCUAACACAGCCCGCCCUGAAUCAACACCUGAUGCUCACCUUCGUUCUCCUCGGUUGGGAAUGCGCUGCCUGCAGGCGUGCCGGCAAGACGACGAUCGUGCCGCGCCGGAGAGACUAGCCGGAGGCCGGGGAACUACCACAAAAGCUACCACCGGAAGGUUCCGCCGGCGCUCAUCGUCCUGCAGCAUCGAGCGUUUGGAUGGGAAGGAUGAGCUACCUGACUUGCAGUUCGUUAGCCACGCCGAAGAUGAGAUUAGUGCAAAGAGGUUAAUUACGCAGCAGCACACUCCUUCGAUGGGGAUUUUGGUGAUUCUAGGGGCAGGCAGGCAGGCAGGCUACUAUACACCCCUCCUCCUCCUUUUUUUUGAAGUGUUCGAGGAGCAAGAAAAGAAAAGAACUGAACUGAACACACCGUUAGAUUCCCGUCCAGGAUCAGUUCGAAGCAGCCGCCGCUUGUUGGCUCCGACGGUACUACACCGUGUUAAAAAAAAUGCAGAACCAUCAGAUCAGAAUGUCGCCAAAAAACAAAUGUCAGAAGCAUGGUGCGUGCGUGUCCAACAGGCCAGGAGGCAGAUCACCGCGGCAGAGUGCAGUGCAGACGCGUGCGCGGGCGGCCCGGCAGCGAAGGACAGACCUCGUGGGAUUGACACGGUGGUGGGCGGGCGAGGCUGGUCUCGGCGUCCUGGGCUGUGA
This is a messenger RNA of Miscanthus lutarioriparius, 810 nucleotides long. The record is from the annotation of a GenBank genome assembly. NCBI's taxonomy places the organism in Eukaryota, Viridiplantae, Streptophyta, Magnoliopsida, Poales, Poaceae.